AUGCCCGACGGCAGUCGGAUCAUCUUUGUCACAACAGGCAUCACCACCUUCUCUUCUAUCACUCCCAACUACCUCCUUUACGCAACUUGCAAGGGGGCUAUUAAGCAAAUGACCCGCAUGAUGGCCAAGGAUCUCGUACCAAAAGGUAUUCAUGUCAACGCCCUUAGCCCAGGACCUACUACUACCGAAUUCUUUUUUCAGGACAAAACAGAUCAAGUUAUUAAGGCCAUAAACAAGAGAAAUCCUUUCGGCAGACUUGGAGUGGUCGAAGAGAUUGCCGACGUUUUCAUGUUCCUAUGUAGCAAGCAGAGUAGCUGGGUCAAUGGGCAGUGCUUACUGGCGAAUGGAGGAGCCAUGGUCUGA
Molecule: messenger RNA, 363 nt
Organism: Trichoderma gamsii
Lineage: Eukaryota; Fungi; Ascomycota; Sordariomycetes; Hypocreales; Hypocreaceae
Product: short-chain dehydrogenase
Exons: 1
Coding region: 1-363 (120 amino acids)
Molecular function (GO): oxidoreductase activity
Source: RefSeq, a predicted model, not a curated record